AUGGAUUCUGACGGCGAUUAUAAUGAGCCUGCCAAUACCGAUCCUCGCAUUGAAGAUGAGGCGUCUGACCUAGAUGAAAAAUAUCCCAACCGCCCACGAAAUCAUUCCGCUACUUUGCCGUUUCAUGUUUUGUUCCAGACACUUUUCUAUCCGUUGAGUGAGAUCAAAAAGAAGCCAGCUGGACCUGCGCGCAAGAAGGUCGGCCCUCAUGGACUGUCUAGCACUAAUCUGACGCCAUUGGAAAAAAGGCGAGACGUUAUCGACCGCUUCAUCUCAAGAUGGAGGAAGGAGGUCGGGGACGACAUAUACCCCGCGUUUCGAUUGAUUCUUCCCGACAAAGAUCGGGAUCGGGCAAUGUACGGAUUGAAGGAGAAAGCUAUCGGGAAGCUCCUAAUCAGGAUAAUGAAAAUCGAUAAGAAUUCGGAGGAUGCCCUUAAUCUCUUAAAUUGGAAAUUACCGGGACAGGCGACUACGUCUAGCAUGGCUGGUGAUUUCGCAGGCCGAUGCUACGGUGUACUCUCGAAGCGACCAAUGCGCACGGAAGUGGGUGAUAUGACCAUCGAGGAAGUGAAUGAGAAACUCGAUCAGCUAUCCGCGGCAUCUAAGGAAGAGCAACAGUUGCCGAUAUUGACAGAGUUCUACCGACUAAUGAACCCGGAAGAGCUCAUGUGGCUUAUUCGCAUCAUCCUACGACAGAUGAAGGUUGGUGCAACGGAGCGCACCUUCUUUGAUGUGUUGCACCCAGACGCGGAGAAUCUGUACAGCAUUUCAAGUAGUCUUCGGCGCGUCUGUUGGGAGUUGCAUGAUCCUAAUAUCCGGCUUGAUGCUGAAGAAAGGGGAAUCACGUUGAUGCAGUGUUUCCAACCACAGUUGGCUCAAUUUCAGAUGCAAUCACUGGAUCGGAUGAUUAGUCGGAUGAGGCUGACAGAAGAUGAUCCGGUUUUCUGGAUUGAGGAGAAACUUGACGGGGAGCGCAUGCAGCUUCAUAUGGAAUCAAACGACUCUGUACCAGGGGGAAGAACGUUUCGCUUCUGGUCAAGAAAAGCCAAGGACUACACAUAUCUCUACGGAAAUGGCAUCCAGGAUGAGAAUGGUGCUUUGACAAGAUAUCUCAACGAUGCGUUUGCAGAUGGCGUGGAAAGCUUGAUUCUUGACGGCGAAAUGAUUACUUGGGAUACUGAGCAAGAUGCCAUUGCCCCUUUUGGCACGCUUAAGACGGCUGCCUUAUCCGAACAGAGAAACCCGUACUCGAGCACUAGCCGGCCCUUGUUCCGUAUCUUUGACAUACUGUACUUGAACGGACACGAUAUCACAAGGUACACUCUUCGUGACCGCCGGAACGCAUUGCAGAAAAGUAUCAAGCCAAUUCAUCGCAGGUUUGAAAUCCACCCUUACGAAGAAGCUACGAGCAAAACUGAAGUAGAGGAAGCACUGAGAAGAGUCGUAGAAGAGGCUUCCGAGGGCUUGGUGCUUAAGAAUCCCAGGUCACCCUAUCGCUUGAAUGAAAGACACGAUGACUGGAUGAAGGUAAAACCGGAAUAUAUGACUGAGUUCGGAGAGUCAUUGGAUGUAGUCGUGAUCGGAGGCUACUAUGGAUCUGGUCAUCGGGGUGGUGGCCUUUCAAGUUUCUUAUGUGGGUUAAGGGUCGAUGAUGCCCAUUCCUCACAAGGAGGGGUGGCAUCUAAGUGUUAUUCUUUCUGCAAGGUAGGGGGAGGCCUUACUGCAGCUGAUUAUGCAAACAUUCGGCAUCACACGGACGGCAAAUGGCACGAAUGGAAAGCCAAGAAGCCUCCCACAACAUACAUUGAAUUGGCAGGCGGAGAUGCGCAGUACGAGCGCCCAGACAUGUGGAUAAAGCCCGAAGACUCGGUGGUACUCUGCGUUAAGGCAGCUUCAGUGGCUGUCAGUGACCAGUUUCGUAUCGGACUGACGCUACGUUUUCCACGCUUCAAAAAGCUGCGUAUGGACAAAGAUUGGAAAAGCGCUCUCUCAGUGCAAGAGUUCCUUGACCUCAAAGCCAACGCAGAACAAGAGCGCAAAGAGAAAGAAUUCAAUGUGGAUAAUUCACGCAAGAAACGGGCGAAGAGGGAUAACAAAAAGCCUCUAGCUAUUGCAGGGUAUGAUGCGGAAGCAGAAGCUCAGUACGCCGGCCCAUCCGGGCAUAUCUUCGAAGGGCUAAAUUUCUACAUCACAACCGACUCAACCGCACCGGUCAAAAAGUCAAAGGCGGAGUUAGAACAGCUCGUCAAAGCUAAUGGGGGCAAGUUCUUUCAGACGAGUAAUGCUGCUCCUAGCACAAUUUGUAUCGCGGACAGAAGGACUGUAAAAGCCGCGUCUCUUCAAAAAAGCGGCAAUGUCAAUAUUAUCCGGCCAUCCUGGAUUCUUGAUUGUAUCAAGCAGAGUGAAAUUGAUGCGGGUUUGCCCGGUUCAGUUCUUCCUCUAGAACCCAGGCACGCCUUCUUCGCGACAGCAGACAAAAAAGAGGAGAUUGCAGUCUUGAGGCAGAUGAGCAAGGAUCAUCAUUUUGAUGUUUCUCAGCAUCCCGAAAUCUCCCGAAAACUCAACGAGCGUAUUCAGGAGAGAGUCAAUGCCGGAUGGGAGAUGCCUUCCGGAUGGCUGUUCAAGGGUUUGACCAUUCUCUUUCCCCAGAAUGACAAAGUGGACGAUGCAGAAGUAGACGAGGCGCCACCAACCCAUCAGCAAUACCGUCUUCAUUUGGCACGCAACACUGCGCGAUUUGCAGGAGCGAGUGUUGUGGAUUCGAAAUCUUCGUUGGUUACUCACAUCGUCAUAGCUCCGGAUAGCCCAAAUUCAGAUGUCUCUUCGAUCCGCAAAUCAUACUCGGCGAGACCGGGGAAGAAGGUGCCACACCUCGUCACUCCCGAAUGGAUAGAGGAGUGCUGGAAGCAGCGGACGCUGUUGGACGAAGAGGGGUUCCAGCCUCCCAGAGGUACCUAA
Aspergillus bombycis is the source of this 2958-nucleotide messenger RNA. RefSeq names its product DNA ligase (ATP) DNL4. NCBI's taxonomy places the organism in Eukaryota, Fungi, Ascomycota, Eurotiomycetes, Eurotiales, Aspergillaceae. Gene Ontology annotation, biological process: double-strand break repair via nonhomologous end joining; DNA recombination; nucleotide-excision repair, DNA gap filling. Gene Ontology annotation, cellular component: DNA ligase IV complex. Gene Ontology annotation, molecular function: ATP binding; DNA binding; DNA ligase (ATP) activity. The record is from RefSeq and is a predicted model, not a curated record. The transcript has 7 exons. The coding region runs from base 1 to 2958 and encodes 985 amino acids.